AUGGCAGAGCCCAAAAUCGAACACCAUCAUGCUCAGCAGCCCUCGCCGUCACAGACGCUGCCAUCCAUUGCAGCUCUGACUAACGGUCUGCCGAGCUCCAACCAAUACUCUCCCCAAAACCGCCAGCCUUCUCAUCUCCCCUCGAGGGACUCGGGAACAUGGCCUCCAAUCCAUCCUCAGAUGAAACCGGUCGAGUCGUACAUGAACAACCCUUCUCUGCAAGUCUCAACCUUGCUCAACCCAGAAGAUCCUCAGUCGAGAAACUCGAUACCCAACACACCGACAUCAAACAGACUGUCUCAGCAUCAGCAACAAUCGAACACCAUUCUGCCUUCGAUUAACCAGACAUUUGAUGUGGGCAAUCGCGGAAGUGUCGACUAUCAUCAGUCACUGGAUUCGCGCAGAAGUAGUAUUGACAGCCGUGUCCACACUGGGAUUUCUAACCUUGGUCUUAACAAUCCCACUUCCCCCUAUGAGAGUCAAAAUGGGUCUCAGGUCUCGCUGGCUGCCAGCCUUCGAAGACCAAACAACGGAAACCCCCUCUCGCCCCUGAGUGGCCGCAAUAGUAUUCGCGGCGGUACAGGUCCAAGAGUUGCCCCGCCUAUCGUCGGCGCGUCUCGAGUUCCUGGCGCCCCUGACCCAAUGGCCUCCAAGCCAACGCCUGGCCAUGCCUGGGCCUUCCCCGACGACCCGAUUGCGGAAGAGUCAAGACGCGAAUCGAGCAGCGAGGAUUCUCAGCGCCACAGCAUCUCGAGAACCAACAGCUACGCCGCCUCUUCGAUCAGAAGUAGCAUCUUCUCCCAGAACGAAAGCCUUCCUUAUGGCCAGCGAAGAUUUGACGAUGACGCGUUGACUCACCACCACCACAGCAUGAGCCAACAUAGGGUAUCUGCUCUUCAAAACGAGGCCAACCUUCCAGGUGGUGGCAACUACAGUCGUACACCAGAGUUGCGCAUCAGCCACAAGCUUGCAGAACGCAAGCGCAGAAGUGAGAUGAAGGAUCUCUUCGAGGAGCUCAACAGAGCCGUUCCCACCAACGGUGGUGCAAAGGCAUCCAAGUGGGAGAUUCUGACAAAGGCCAUCGAGUACAUCAAGAACACUCAGACUCAGGAGCGGGGACUCUUGACUGAGGUUCAUCGUCUUCGCGAAGCCUCGGACUACGCUCGUGAAGCGCAAUCGACGGUCGACAAUCUCCAGACAGAGAUUGCAGUGAUGCAGGAACGUCUCAGACUACUGGAGCCUGGAAACCCCCACAUCUACGGUGCAUACACGUCGAAAUUGUCCCAAGCCAAUGCACAAGCCCAGGCCAAUGGACAAUCUCGUCAAUUCUCCUUGCCUUCUAUGAACGUCGGGCCCCCACCUCCGCAGCACUACAACGCACCCGGUACCACUUCCCAAGGAAUGCAGGGUGUAGAAUAUGGUAGCGCUUCCAGGCAUCAUUGA
This is a messenger RNA of Aureobasidium subglaciale EXF-2481, 1443 nucleotides long. RefSeq lists its product as uncharacterized. Bases 1 to 1443 code for a protein of 480 amino acids. The transcript is spliced from 3 exons. Gene Ontology annotation, cellular component: RNA polymerase II transcription regulator complex. Gene Ontology annotation, biological process: positive regulation of transcription by RNA polymerase II. The record is from RefSeq and is a predicted model, not a curated record. Lineage: Eukaryota; Fungi; Ascomycota; Dothideomycetes; Dothideales; Saccotheciaceae. Gene Ontology annotation, molecular function: DNA-binding transcription factor activity; protein dimerization activity.